Molecule: messenger RNA, 1067 nt
Organism: Hypanus sabinus (Atlantic stingray)
Lineage: Eukaryota; Metazoa; Chordata; Chondrichthyes; Myliobatiformes; Dasyatidae
Gene: mea1
Product: male-enhanced antigen 1
Exons: 3
Coding region: 21-563 (180 amino acids)
Biological process (GO): spermatogenesis
Source: RefSeq, a predicted model, not a curated record
UACCCGGAAGUGCGUGUUUGAUGACGAAGAAAGGGGCUUGCGGCCUGUGGAUGGAAUUUGAAGCCCAGAGUAUGAGCCCGGAACGAGUGUUACCCGAACCCGAGGCUGAGGCCGAGGGGCAGGGCCACGGUAGCGGGUUGGGUCCGGCGGCGUGGAGCAGUGAGGAAGAGGAGGAGGACGAGGAUGAGGAGUUGGCGGGGUCUAUUCCUGAGGAAGAGCCCGGACCCGUCGCCGGUUACCGGUACCUACCCCUGGAGCAGGAACCCGGGGUCGCUCUCGGGCAUCCCGAGCCCGACAUCGAGGAGCGGCUGCAGGAAUUGCGUCUUUACUUGCCCGAGGCACCAGUUGACAGCGAGGAGGACGAGCCUCCAGAACACAGCAGUCAGCACUCUAUUCCCAUGGACCCAGAACAUGUGGAAUUGGUGAAGAGGACCAUGGCUGCAAUCAAAUUUCCCAGCUUAGGCGUUCCAGCUUGGGCCCAGGAAAUCUCGGAUGAGCAGUGGCAGUCUGUUGUCCGACAAACAAUAGAGAACAGGCGGUCAGUGGUGGCAGCUAAAGAGUAACCCAUGCCCAGUCAAUGCCCUCUUCUCCAUCCCUGCAUCACAACUGUAAAAUGGAAAUGGACCGUGCUGGGGGAAGUUAGGGGAGUAUACCAGCCUAGGGGCUGGUUGCAAUGUUCUCUGGCUUUUGGGACCCAAGGAGUUUUGUGAAGCUUUGUGGUUGAAUUUACUCCCAGGGAGUUCUGAGGUGCAGAAACUGCCUCAGGCCCCACCCUUUCAAGAAUAUGGAAUCCAAUUUCAUCAAUCCUCUGCCAUUAAGUUCAUGGAGGUCUGCAUUUCUGUUAUGGAGACACCGCCAAUGAUUAGCAAGAACACAGCUAAGGGGUCCCGAUGAGGGAUUCACACUCACUCAAUGCAUGCUCCUUGCAUGGUUAAAGAACAGCCACAAACUUCUCCUUUAAGAGACCCAGUUUAUUUUUCUUCUGUACAUAGAUGAACAUCUGUACAAAAUGACAUUUCAAUACUAUGUAAUGCUCUACCUAAAAUAAAGUACAACAUAUGUACAAA